GUUGACAAAUAGUACAAAGGCAAUUUUGAGAUUUGUUUGUGUGUAACAAAUAUUGUAAAUUAUGGAGGAUAUACAAGUAAUUACCCAAGAUUUUGUGAACGUACAUAUCACGAAAUCUGACGCUGAUAUCGGAGCCCCAGUCGAGAGGCGUUUCAAAAAAGGAAUAACAGUCUCCGAGUUUAAGACUAAGCUAGAACUUGUUACCGGAGGCAAUGCUACCACAAUGAAACUGAAGUUGUUUGACAGUAAAAACAAUUAUGUGUGUGACAUAGACAACGACAAUGCCCUGCUUGGGUCCUACCCAAUAGAUGAUGGAAUGAGGAUACAUGUGGAGGACAAAUUUGUUUUGCUCAGUGACGUUAGCUCAUCAGAUAGUGCAGAAAGAUUUCGUUUGUCAGAAGAGGAAUAUGAGAAGAAAGGAGACACGGUGCGCUCAUUCCUGCAGCGGAACAGGCUCGGCAAGUACAAUGAGGAGGAGAUGGCCAAAAUGAAGGAGCAGCAGCAGCAGGAACUGGAGGAGGAAGCCAGGCUGGCAGCAUCGGUGCUUGUAGGCGCGCGUUGCGAAGUGCGCGUGCCAUCGCAGGGCGUACGGCGGGCGACAGUGCGGUACAACGGGCCGCUAGAGGGCGCUAAAGGGUUGUGGAUCGGCGUGCAGUAUGACGAGCCGCGAGGCAAGAAUGACGGCGAAGUUAACGGCAAGCGGUACUUCACAUGCCCUCCGAAAUACGGCGGCUUCGUCAAGCCAGCAUACGUCACAGUCGGCGACUUUCCCGAAGAGGAAUUCGAUCUCGACGAUGAAAUAUGAUCGCAUUCACUGAAACGCUUAUUCAUUUUAUAAAUUAAACGUCAACCUCUGCAUUCGUCAAAUCCAGCUUCGCGAUGUACAGUCACCUGCAUGAAUAUGUUACUCUUUGGCGGCCGCAAAAAUUUGUGACAUGCUCUUAUGACACAGAAUAAAUAAUAGUAAGUACUACCAUACAGAAAGGACACUUCCUACAACCCGAAGUUUGACAGCGGUUCAGGGUUGAAUCAUGCUAUCCCUUUCGGCUAUUUAGGGUUAUCAAAAUUCAAGUGAUUAUCUUAUUUGUGGUCGUGCACGCAAAAGGAAGUCAAAUGGUGUCAACCCUAAUAAUUACUCGGAGCAAUGCUGAUCGAACGGAGCCGAGUUUGACCGAAGUGAGGAGUGUCUCCCCACUGCUUAUGGCUCUACAAAUAAGAUCGCAUCAGAUAUUAUUGCGGCCUUCGUUGUGUUACAUAUUAUUGCAGGUGAUUGUACAGCCGCAAAAUUGCAUGGGUACUUUACGAAUGAAUUCAUUCAUGCAAUUUUGCGACUUUGGUACAGUUAACAGCAAAGCUUGCUAGGCAUGCUCCACUGGCACUGAAUAAUUGCUCUCUUAGGGCCCC
This is a messenger RNA of Cydia fagiglandana, 1404 nucleotides long. It is a transcript of the gene TBCB, whose product is annotated as tubulin-folding cofactor B-like. The transcript is spliced from 5 exons. Lineage: Eukaryota; Metazoa; Arthropoda; Insecta; Lepidoptera; Tortricidae. Gene Ontology annotation, cellular component: nucleus; cytoplasm; microtubule plus-end. Gene Ontology annotation, biological process: cytoplasmic microtubule organization; post-chaperonin tubulin folding pathway; tubulin complex assembly. The record is from RefSeq and is a predicted model, not a curated record. Gene Ontology annotation, molecular function: alpha-tubulin binding; microtubule plus-end binding. Bases 62 to 805 code for a protein of 247 amino acids.